Sphaerodactylus townsendi is the source of this 4844-nucleotide messenger RNA. RefSeq names its product leucine rich repeat containing 40 (gene LRRC40). Lineage: Eukaryota; Metazoa; Chordata; Lepidosauria; Squamata; Sphaerodactylidae. The coding region runs from base 40 to 1863 and encodes 607 amino acids. The record is from RefSeq and is a predicted model, not a curated record. The transcript is spliced from 15 exons. Gene Ontology annotation, molecular function: protein binding.
CAAGCGGAAGCUCCCGCAGACAGCAGGGACGGUUGUGGGAUGUCUGGCGCGCGAAGACGGGGAGCCGGAGUUUCUCUGGCCGGCUUCAGGCGGGGUGCGGGAGACGGCGAGGAGAGCGCUGCCAGGGUGCCUCAGGGGCUGAUCCGAGCGGCCCGCAAGAGCGGCCAGCUGAACCUCUCCGGCCGGGAGUUGACUGAAGUACCUUUACACGUAUGGCGGAUAAAUUUGGAUACUCCGGAAGAAGCAAACCAGAAUCUGUCUUUUGGUGCUGCUGAUCGAUGGUGGGAGCAAACUGAUCUCAUCAAGCUCAACCUAGCUUCUAAUAAAUUGACGUGUCUUUCUGAAGAUGUCAGACUCCUGCCUGCUCUUACUGUGCUUGAUGUACAUGACAAUCAACUGACAUGUCUUCCUGCUGCUAUAGGAUCACUGGAAAAUCUUCAGAAACUUAAUGUGAGUCAUAAUAAACUGAAAGAUAUACCACAUGAGCUGACCCAGUUAAAUCAUUUGAGGAGUCUGCUUCUGGAGCACAAUGAAUUGAGUCACUUGCCAGAUGAAUUUGGACAUCUCGUGAGCUUGGAAGAGUUAGAUAUUUCAAAUAACCAUAUUGCUAGCAUUCCUGUGAGUUUUGCUUCUCUUACCAGCUUGGUGCGUCUCAACCUGGCUUGUAAUCAGCUAAGAAGUCUUCCAACAGAGAUCAGUGCAAUGAAAAGUAAGGGGAAUCCUGAUUGCACUAAAAACUAUUUGGAAACUAUACCCCCCGAGCUGGCCCAUAUGGCUUCAUUAGAACAACUUUAUCUAAGGAGAAAUAAAUUACAUUGCCUCCCUGACCUUCCUUCCUGUAAAUUAUUAAAGGAGUUACAUGUUGGCGAAAACCAGAUUGAAGUAUUAACUGCUGAACACCUGAAGCAUCUGAAUUCCUUAUGUGUAUUGGAACUUAGAGAUAAUAAGCUAAAAUCAUUGCCUGAUGAAAUUACUUUGCUGCAGGGCUUAGAGCGGCUAGACCUCUCCAACAACGAUAUCAGCAGGCUUCCUUAUAAGCUAGGGAACUUGCCUCAGCUGAAAUUCCUAGCAUUGGAAGGAAACCCGUUAAGAACAAUCCGAAAGGAUGUUCUACAAAAAGGAACGCAAGAAAUUCUGAAGUACCUGAGAAGUAAAAUACAAGAUGAUGAUGAAAUUAGUUCAAAUGGAGAAUUGUCUGUGACAGCGAUGACUCUUCCAAGUCAGUCAAAGAUCAACCUGCAUGCUAUCACUGCAUUAAAAGUAUUAGAUUAUAGUGAGAAACAAGCAGCUGUAAUUCCAGAUGACGUAUUCAGCGCAGUAGGAAGCAAUCCAGUAACCACUGUGAACUUCAGCAAGAAUCAUUUGACUGAAAUUCCAGAAAGAAUUGUGGAGCUAAAAGAAUCAGUCUGUGACAUCAGUUUUGGUUUCAAUAAGCUCUCUUCUGUUUCCCUGGAGCUGUGCAUGCUUCAGAGAUUGACACAUUUGGAUUUCAGAAACAACAUUUUGACGUCUUUGCCUGAUGAAAUGGAAACACUGGCAAGACUUCAAAUAAUAAACCUUGCUUUUAACAGGUUUAAAGUAUUACCAGAUGUCCUCUAUCGUAUCCCAACUCUUGAAACAAUCCUCCUUGCUAAUAAUCAGGUUGGAUCUCUUGACCCUCUCCAAAUAAAGAAGAUGGACAGGCUUGUUACCCUAGAUCUUCAGAAUAACGAUUUAUUGCAAGUACCCCCAGAACUUGGGACUUGUAUCAAUCUCAGGGCACUUUUGCUAGAAGGCAAUCCUUUCCGGACUCCUCGAGCAGCCAUUCUUGCCAAGGGAACAGCUGCUGUGCUUGAAUACCUAAGAAGCAGAAUUCCUACUUGACUUGUUUCAGUUUGAAUUGAGAUACGUAAAAAGAACUUACUUUUGGAAGAGUGAAGACUGCUGUCCUGUGUCUGGGACCUAUUUGUUUGGAUUAGUACAUUCUUUAAAGUGCAUGUACGGGUGUUCUCCUAAUUCAAACAGAACUUCUGUCUUGAAUGCAAGCAGUUUGCCCUAACCAUUUAUGGAAAGAAAUGCGAAUGUGGACCAGUACUAAAUGCAUCUGUCCAGCAGUGAUUCUUGUAAUAAGAAAAAGUGCUGCUGUGGAGCUGUGGCUGUGACAUAUGUGUUCUACUUGUAUUUCUUCAGUCAGUUAUUGGGCAUAUAUUUGGAAGAGGAUUACUUGGGAUUUACUUAAAUGUAUGAGAUGUUUUGUAUAAACUAGGUGCUUUGUUGCCUGAAAUUGGAAAUAACCUACACAGUUUGGAGUUUUGUUGAUUGCUUUUCCACUCUCUUAUCUAAUUUUAAGAGAAUUAAAAAUAUCUUUUAAAAAUGAAAAACGCAUCAUGGACCUAGAGAUUAUUCUCAAAAAAAACCCCAAGUAUGAUAGAAACUAGAAUCUUUGUUGAUGCUUUAUUUGACAUGUGUGGUCUUUUUUGCCUUGAAAAAUUAGAUCCAAAGGCAUUCUAGCACAUCACCGUGUUGGGAAAUUCAGCCAAAUGGAUAAUUUUGUACACAGUUCUUUGUUAGAAAUGUUUCCCUUCUACUAAUUUUUUUGGGAUUAAUAAUGAAGCAAAAGGAUAACUAUGUCAUGCAGAAUGUUCACCAUCAUUGGAAAAAUUGGGUUGCUAUUACUUUAUUUGCUUUUAAUGAAAAAACCUUCAGAGUAGCAUGUGCUUUGUAGUAUAGCAAAUGCUUUGUUAGCUGCCAUGUAUAGGAAAGAGGAGUCCUCAGAUAAUCAAAGGUCCUGGAGACUCAAACUUAUUCUGGCUCCCCCCACUUCUCCCCCCCCUCCCAUCCAAAGGAAAUCAAAACAACCAAAAACCAUGUCAUUUUCUUAUCACUAAUUACAGUGGGGAGAUGCAGAAAACUGUAAUCACAAGUAGAUACUGCACUGCGGCUUCUCAAUCAAAGGACUAUACAUUUACAGUCAACAAUACAUAUAAAAGCUAAUACAUAUAUCAUGAACUUCACUGACUUUAUUAAUAAAAUAGAGAGUUUAACCAUUCCUGAAGGAGCAUGCUUAGUGACUUUAGAUGUGUCAGCUUUAUAUAGUAAUGUCCCACAUGAUGAGGCAUGACAGGUGGUGGAUUUUUAUCUUAGUUUGCACAUGGAUUUGACACCUCUGACCUUUUUCUCAAAUUACUAUACUCUGUUUCACAUAAAGAUGUUGGUUCGGUCAAUUGAGGUGCAGUGGUUUAGAAAAUUGUAUGCUUCCACCUUAGAAUAUAGUCCUGAAUGAAUGUAAGAAUUAUCAAUUUUACGCAUUGCCUUUGUCAUUAUUUUGUGCAUUAUUGAACAUGGUAUUUUGAUACAAGAGCAUUUAUUUCAAAAAGUAUUUUUAUUUUCAAACUUAUAAAUAAAUGGGGGAGCUGGGCUAGGAAGGCACUAGGACUCAGGACUCAGAGCAUUCUACAACAAAGAAGAUCCAACAUGCUUUGUUCUGUGGUGGAGGAAUAUACAAUGUACUAACAUAUUUACGUGAAACAGAAUAUAGACCUGGUGUUAGAGAAAAAUUAUUUUCAUUUCAGUCACAGUUUUUAUUUGAAAUCCAGAGGAUCUCGAUGGGAAGUCCUCUGGCUCUUUCUGUGGUGAACCUUUUUAUGACAUGAUUUGAACACAUUUAUUUUGAAUGCAGGCUCUAAUCCCUUUUGCGAAAAUAUUGUGUUACUGGACACUAUAGAUGUGAGAAUUGUGUAGCUUGCCAUCUAACUAUAUGUCUUCUGUCAAUUACAGCAAUGUGUUCAAACAUGUUUCCACUUGUAAUACCAAAAAUGUGGUGUAUGUCAUCAUUUGUUUAUGUAUCUACUAUUAUGUGGGCAGCACAAUAAGAAGAGUGAAAACACGUUUGAUCGAGCAUGUCUCAAGGAUACAUUACCAAAUUAGGAAUGGUAAAUUACUUCAUUCUCCAGAAACAUCCUCUAGAAUCUCUGCAUUUUUCCUACUGGCAACAGUGUCUACUUUGGGAAAGCAAUGCUUUAACAUUCAGAAGAGUCUACUUCAGUUGGAAUCUUAUUUCAUAUAUUGUUUAAAUUCAGUUGAACCCUUUGGUUUGAGUCAAAAUUUAGACUCAUCUUUUUUAUUUAAUUAGCAUUGUGGCUGGGUAAUUGGAUCAGCUUUUCUCUUUCAGUCCUUUGUCUAUUUAAUUAAGCCCAAUGUCAGAGGCUAUAAGGACUUUGGCGGGCAGUUCAAUGGUGAGAAGCCAUGCUGUCCGAACACAGUGAGGUGAAUUCAGUUUUCCAUUUGUAAUUUAAACCUAUGGUUGAAAUAUAUGCUAUUUCCUUUACUCUCAUGUUGUUCAUUUCAAUGUCUUUGUAGAAACUGGAUGGAUAAUUUGUAUAUAGCAAUUGCCACAGGAUUUAAAAGGGCACAUCUACCCUGUAAGUGUGUAACUAUAAGAUUGUAAGGGAUUUUAAAAUUAGGAUUGCAUUUACUUAUUUACCAUUUACUUUUAGAAUUCUGACUUACUUCAAGCCUAAGAAGAUUGCAAAGCAAGAUUAUAUCUGGAAACUUGCCAUUUAAAGGGCAAUUUAAAUGUUGUUUUCUUUGUUAGAGUGAGUUGAGCUGAUUAUUACAAUAUUGGAUACUUGUAAAUAUUUUCAUUACUGAAUACAUAGUUGUUAUUAUAUGUAUUGUUGACACCAUGAGAUGAUUGAAUUCCUAAUUCCCACUCAGAGUAUGAGGCACGGCUGCACCCAGGUUGUGUUUUGUUCAAGGCAUGGGAUUGUUUUGAGUUCUGUUUCUUUAAUCUUGGGCGUGAGUCAUACACUUUCCCUUUUUUGUUAACAGCUCCUUGUUUAAUAAGAAACCACUCAGAACUUGCA